UUCGGAGAACAUCUACAAUGGAACAGGCUACCAAGUGCACGUAAUUGCGUCAUUAUUAGUUAUUAGUAUUAUUAUUAGAGACUUUAUUAGUAGUGAGUGAUUAGAAACACAUGUAGUAGGCCAUUAAUAAUGCGGGGACGUCAUGGUAGGCUACUUACUUGAUUUGUUGUGAGUCCAAGAAUCGCAAGUCAUCCGACUUUUUUGUGAUUGCAUAUGUAUAGGAGCUAUUGUAUUGCACCAAAACAAAGUUGAAGUCAUUUGAAAUGACCUUGAGAGUUGUGUAUAUUUGUCCCACCCCACUAAAAACAUGAGGGCUGGACUUGCAGGGAACUUGUUGAGAUAAGCUGAACGUUUUUCUUCUUAAGUCGACUAACCUGUGUGUAACCUUAUAAUAGCCUACAUCCGGAAUUCAUGAGAAUGGCUGGGAAAGUGAGAAGGUUUUACGACCUGACAGCUAAACUGCUUUCUGGAGAAAGCUUCAGUUUCUCUGGUCUGACGGGAAAAGUUGUUCUCAUUGAGAAUGUAGCGUCUCUAUGAGGAACAACAACCAGGGACUAUACUCAGAUGAACGAGCUCAACAGUCGUUACUCCUCCAAGGGACUCGUUAUUCUGGGUGUGCCCUGUAAUCAGUUUGGACAUCAGGAGAACUGCAAAAAUGAUGAAAUCCUAAGGUCUCUGAAGUAUGUCCGUCCAGGGAAUGCCUUUGAACCCAAUUUCCAGCUCUUUGAGAAGGUGGAUGUGAACGGAAAGGAUGCCCACCCUUUGUUUGUAUAUCUGAAAGAAAAGCUUCCAUUCCCCUGUGAUGAUGCCAUGGCUCUCAUGACUGAUCCAAAGUUCAUAAUUUGGAGUCCCGUCAGUAGGAAUGACGUGUCUUGGAACUUUGAGAAGUUUCUGAUCAGUCCUGAUGGGGAGCCUUACAAGCGCUACAGCAAAAAUUUCCUUACCAUUGACAUUGAGGCAGAUAUUAAAGAGCUACUUAAGAGGGUCAAGUAAAGUGUGCUACAACACGCUGGGUGGUUGUUAAGGGAUAUCAGUUAUAACUAGCCUGGCCAAAAAGAUUAAUCAUCAGUUUUGAUUAUUUCAUAUAGUUUUUCCACCUUCACUGUUAAACUCAAUUGCAACACUCCUAAAUUUGUGAUAUUUCCAGUGCCGUAUGGUUGUUCAGCAUGUUUACUAAAUGAAGAAACUCUUUGAAACCUUGUUGUAAGGGAGUUUCUGAUGAACAUGUAAAAGACUGACUCUGCCACAUGUCAUGUGUAUAUCACAAAUAUCUUCAUUGGGUAGACUUAAAGAGGAGAAAUAAAAAUGUAAUGUCAUAUAAAGUGCUACUGUCAUUUCAA
This is a messenger RNA of Sander lucioperca (pikeperch), 1340 nucleotides long. RefSeq names its product glutathione peroxidase 1-like. Gene Ontology annotation, biological process: response to selenium ion; response to hydrogen peroxide; hydrogen peroxide catabolic process. Gene Ontology annotation, cellular component: mitochondrion; cytosol. The record is from RefSeq and is a predicted model, not a curated record. Gene Ontology annotation, molecular function: glutathione peroxidase activity. NCBI's taxonomy places the organism in Eukaryota, Metazoa, Chordata, Actinopteri, Perciformes, Percidae. The transcript is spliced from 2 exons.